This is a messenger RNA of Anthostomella pinea, 882 nucleotides long. Lineage: Eukaryota; Fungi; Ascomycota; Sordariomycetes; Xylariales; Xylariaceae. The record is from the annotation of a GenBank genome assembly.
AUGGCUAAGGAGCGGGGCGACAAGCCUCGCAAAGAGGUCGAGAAGUCCGAGGUGAAGGUCUCCACGGACAAGGUCAAGAAGCACAAGAAAGAGAAGAAAGACAAGAAGGAGAAGAAGGAGAAGAAGCGUGCGACGACCCCGGACAGCUCAGAUGAGGCUGCGGGAGGUGCGCCUAUGGAGGCCGAAGCUGCGGAGGAUACCUCCAUGGUAGAUCCUGCCGUCGAAGUCGAGUCGGACAAGGAGGAGGAGGAGAAGCCUAGCAAGAAGGAAAAGAAGGAAAAGAAAGACAAGAAAGAGAAGAAGUCCAAGAAAAAGAGCAAGACCGAGGCAAUUGAAGAUGCGGUAAACGAGAGCGCGGAACUGGCUGUCGAAGCUGCGUCGGCGGCCGCUGUGAAGGGCGAGGGCGACAAGCAGGAGGAGGUGCCGCUCUUCUCGAUCGACACGAACCCCACACCGGUCGACCUCGAGGCCAUCAAGGCCGAGUCGGAGCCCGACGAGGACGAGGGCGGAGCGGUCCUGCCGAAGGGACAGCGGAAGCCCAAGCAGUCGCUGCCGCCGAGCGGACUCAACCGCAUGGCGCGCCGGCGCAUCAAGCUGAUCGAGCGGCAGCGCGAGGCGAUCCAGAAGAAGCUCGAGGUGCCCGUGGGCUCGAACGAGAAGGCCGACGAGGUCAAGGAGCUGCUGGAUAAGUGGACGGCGACGUUGGAUGAUAAGAACGCCAUCCGCAUGGAGAAGAAGCGCCUGCGCAAGGAGAAGGAGGCCGCGAGGCUCAAGAACAAGCGCGGCAAGGUGCUCACCGGCCGCAAGCUUAAGGACCGCCAGAAGCAGCUGACCAAAAUGGACAAGAAGGCUACCAAGAAGGCGGGUCGGAUUUCCGAGUAA